UGCUGACACUUUUAUUAAAAUUUAUUUAAUUCUAAAUAAUUUCUAUCAUGCUGCUCUGUUAAAAUGUCUUGGGCUAAACAUUAUCUUACAAAACUGGAGAUAAAUCCAGUGACCUUCUAUGAAAAGAAAUAGUAGUUUCUUAUCUCAUACCAAGAUAAACCUCUUCCUGCAUGCUAACCAGUAUAUGGUUUUGAAGCAUCCAGUUACAUUAUGAGUUUCCAUAUGCAGUCACUGCACUUUACUUCAAAGACUUAGGAAUGUGUUGUGUUUAAAGUUCAGUGAUUACAAAUCAAUUCCAAUUCUGUUCACAAAAUUGUUAGUUAAAAACUAAAUAUAUUCAUUAUUCAAACAGUGUUUCAUCAUGGAAUCUAAUGAUUUAAUGAAAAGUAAAGAAAUUCUCUCAGUAGCAGUUAAAAUUGGAAAGGAUAUCACAUUGUACAAACUGAAUCAAGGAUUACCUCUACAAAUUAUUAUCAAAGAACUUUGUGAAGAAAGGAAUAUUGAAUAUAUUCCAAAUUAUUAUGCCUUGCAAAUUACAGACACCAAGGAGGGAAAUAUCAAUAAGUAUGUGACAGAGGAAAACAGAUAUUCCUACAUUACAAAUGCUUCAGAAUUGCGAUUGAUAUACUCUGCUACAGAAAUGUGUAAAAUGAUUCAUGAGAAAAUUAUUUCUGAAGAUGAACUUGAAUGGACUCUAGAGAAGUUAUCUAGUCUGAGUAAAGAUAAAACUUUUUCAGAGGAAUUUGUAGCAAAAUAUGGAAUAAAUUCUCUUGUUUCCCUAAUGCAAAAAGCUAAGCCACCAUAUGAAAUGAUUCAUUUAUGUCUGGAAGCUCUUUUAUCUUUCUAUAGUUUUAAUUUAAUAACAAGUUUUGAUAACAUUCCUUUAGAGUGUUUGAUCAAUUUUGUUGUUUCAUCUCGAACAGUUCCAGAAGAGGUAACUGAACAUUCUUUACAUUUUCUCAAAAAUAUGCUGACAUCUAAGAAAGUACCAGCAAAUUUGUCAAAAUGUAUAAAUAAUAAAAUUUCUAUCGAUGAUGUUAUUACAUUUUUGCAAUCAAAAUAUAACUCGCACUUGCAAGAAAAAGCAUUGGCUUAUUUAAAUGUUUUACUUCUAUUAUCAGAUACAAAUGAUUCCUGUAUUAUUAGUCAGUUAGAAAGUCGAAAAGUAAGGGAAAUCAUAUGGAAAAAUAUCGUUAUGAAUUCUAUAGUAUCUCAAGGCAUGGCCCAUGAACUUUUCAUAUUCCAAAGUAUAUUUUUGAAAGAUUUAACUUCAAAAUUAAAUACAUAUAUAGAGGCACACAGUGAUGAAGCCAUGCAUCUCCAAGAACUACACAAUAUUGACUAUUCUCAUGAAAAUCAUUUUAAAAGGGAUAGUGUUUUGUCAUUCUUUGAGGAACAUUCUUCAGAUAAAUUGUCACCAGAACCAUCAGCAUCAAGAUCAUCAGCUUAUGAAAGUGAUGCCGAAAAAUAUCACUUUCCUCUAGUUCAAAUGCCUAAAUCAGAAAACGAAGAUGAAGAAGAGAAAAGUUAUACAUUUUGUCGUUCUCAAUCACUAGACAUCAGUGUUCUGACUUUAAAUUGCAUGCAAUAUUUUUCACGGAAGAAGCUAAAAACUUUCAUGAAAGUAAAGUUAAUGGAAGAGAAAGUUCAGAAGAAACCUUUUCACAGCAUCUGUGAUCGCCUGGUUCAUCUUUUAUGCGAUGCUCUGCAAGUCAAUCAGGAGCCUGCUCAAGACUGUACGUGCUAUCAGCCAUUAAUUUUUGAAGCAACAAAAGAAUCACCCUUUUUUGAAGAACUUUUCUGUCGUGUUGCUGUUCGUUUGUCGGCAACGAGUAAGGAAAUGAAGGCACGUACGUCGCAGGAUCAUGAUAAGGUAAUGAAAGUUCUGCUCCAUCAAGUCACAUCUGUUCUGAAUAAACAGCUACAAUCCUGGAAGAAAUUUGAAGAAGAAUUACAAAAUAUAACGUAUGAAAAAGUUGUAGAAUCCUGGCAGUCUACAAAUGAUCAGAAUUUAAUGAAAUUGCAGGACCUCCCUGCUGUAAUUGAAUUUAGAGAAAGUUUGAAAGCAGAAAUAGAAGAGGUAAUCGCCAAGCAUCGACUGCAUUUGCUUUGUCAAGGUACAAAAUUUCUCAAAGCAAAUUUACGACCCCAGAAAAUAAAAAAGAGGUUUUGGUACAUUUACCUCUCUCCAAAUUAUACUGUUUUUCACUAUGGAGAUUGUGGUGAAAGUGAAUCAGAAGAUAUUGAAUGUUCUUCUAAGAUGUCUGUCUCCAGUAUAAAAGAACUCCUGGUUGGCAGGAAAUGUCCCCAUGUCAGAGAAAAUAAGAAUAAUCGGAAAACCGAACCCGAAUUUGCGUUUUCCUUAAUGCUGGAUCAGGAAGAGCCGGCAUCCUUAGACUUUAUUGCGCCUAACCAACAGAUCUACGACUAUUGGACAGAUGGACUAAGCCAUCUUUUGGGCACAAAAAUGAAGAGUAAAUCAAUGGAGACUGAUUUGAAGAUGUUGUUGGAUAUGGAAGUGCGCCUGCAUCUCUUAGAGUUGGAAGGACUGGAUAUUCCACAUGAUACUCCUAUAAUUCCUGAAGGGCCAUCCUGCCCUGACGUACUUUUGGAAUGAAAAAUAUCAUAACUUACAUUUCUGUUUUUGUACUUAAUUGUCUUCAAUCAAAUGUCAAUUAGUGUUUACAAAUUCCAUUAUUCAAAAAGUUAAUUUAUAAUAUUCAAGAAGUUAAUAUUGUAGUAUUUUAUGUAAAAUUUCAUAGAACAUAAUAAAAACCACA
Gryllus bimaculatus (two-spotted cricket) is the source of this 2780-nucleotide messenger RNA. Lineage: Eukaryota; Metazoa; Arthropoda; Insecta; Orthoptera; Gryllidae. The record is from the annotation of a GenBank genome assembly.